This is a messenger RNA of Anopheles marshallii, 897 nucleotides long. RefSeq lists its product as uncharacterized. The transcript is spliced from 2 exons. Lineage: Eukaryota; Metazoa; Arthropoda; Insecta; Diptera; Culicidae. Bases 1 to 897 code for a protein of 298 amino acids. The record is from RefSeq and is a predicted model, not a curated record.
AUGAGGAUCGUUUUGGCGCUAGUGUUUGUCCUAGUUGCAUUGGCUACGGUCGAAGCAAAGUGCAACAAGUGUAAUCGCAACGAAUGCGAAUGUCAAUUGAAAAUUGUCCGUGGUCCACAACCCCAACCGUUCCCGUUUUAUAAGAAGAAAAAAUGCAAUGUCACUAAGCCACUUGAGUUUAAACCGAAGCCGGAUGUUUGUUCGUGUGAGCAGGAAUAUCGCAUUCGACCAUUAGCUCCGGAUCAUGUUGAGCCUAAGUUUGCAAAGUCCAGAUCAUGUGAAUGCGGCUUUGAACAACAUCCAGACCAACCGAAACGUAAAUAUCCUGCCGAUUUAAUAAGUUAUCAGCUGGCGCAGGAGUACGCAAAAAUGAACAAUGUUCCUGAAGCCGGUUUGUAUAUGCAUCAUCAGCCUGCGAAGCCUGCACCCGUACCCAAGCACGAAGGUAUCCCGGAGGAACGGAUGUACAAAGCCAACAUGCAUGUGCUGGAACUCAAGCCACACAAGCGUAAGCGUUUUAACUGUCGCAUUUGUUCGUCGGAAGAAGAAGAGGGAGCACCGUGUAAUCCGAAGCAUCAGAACUAUUUCGACAUCUGUUAUGGCAAGGUUGAAAAUAAGGAACCAAAGUUCAACGUAGUAAAGCAGGAUGCACCGGUGUGCGAUCGUUGUCAGGAUCGAUCCAGCACUGAAGAAGAUGAAAGCACGGAAGAGGAUUUUUCUCCUGAACAGCCAACGAAGCACUGCUCGAAGUGUUCGAAACAGAAGAAGACAUGUGACUGCCCCUCGCAUAUGGAAAGCUACGAGCCCGAGAGCGAGGAAUAUGAUUGUCCAUUUGCGAAAAAGUAUUUCCGCAAAACUCGCUCAUCCGAUGAUCCAGAGCCUGCGCUUGUGGUAUAG